CUUAUCAAUCAAUUCUAAAUCAAGUGGGGUCACCAUUACCCCAGCCAACUACUCAGUAUCUAUCUGUUUGGCAUCAAAUUGCCGUUCCAAUCGUUGCACAAUUUCAAAAUGGACGAGUUCAUAGUGGGGGUGUGCUUGUGCCAUUUGAAACACACUUAGUAUUUCGAAUUGCUUUCUUAAACUAUAUUGAUCCAUCACCACAGGGACUAAAUAUCAUUGAUGCCGCUAGUAACGAAACAAUUAAUUGGUGGCAUUCAUCAGAUCAAUUUUAG
Messenger RNA from Didymodactylos carnosus, 272 nucleotides. NCBI's taxonomy places the organism in Eukaryota, Metazoa, Rotifera, Eurotatoria, Philodinida, Philodinidae. The record is from the annotation of a GenBank genome assembly.